Molecule: messenger RNA, 7066 nt
Organism: Orcinus orca (killer whale)
Lineage: Eukaryota; Metazoa; Chordata; Mammalia; Artiodactyla; Delphinidae
Gene: FBXO30
Product: F-box protein 30
Exons: 3
Coding region: 2516-4753 (745 amino acids)
Molecular function (GO): zinc ion binding; ubiquitin protein ligase activity; protein binding
Source: RefSeq, a predicted model, not a curated record
GGAGCUUGUAGUUUUCCCGUGGAGAUAGAUAUUAAACAGGGUAAUGAUUUACUUCAAGUUAUGACUAGUAUUACCAAGGAAAAAUGCAGUGUGUAAUGAGCACAUAAGUAUAAUACAGAAUCCAUACCAUACCUUGCCUUUGGGUAUGUGGAAAAGUGACAUUUAAGCUGAUAAAGAUUUGCGGUAACAGUUGGGGAAGUAAAGGAGUGUGUGUGUGUGUGUGUCUGUUUGUCUCUUGGAGGCAGAGGCAGACAUUAAGAACAGCCUGAAAAGCUGUGUUGAAUAUUUGGGUGACUUGAUUUAGCAUAUUUAAAAUCGUGCUGAUUUGCAGUGCUUUAUUUAUUUAUCGCCUUAUGUAUUGUAAUGAAUUUGGAAAAAUAAAGGAAUUCUUUUUUGAGGGCAAUAUCUUUCUGUCUAGAAAUAGCCUUAAAUGACAAAGUCUCAUUUCAUUGUAUGUGAAAAUGCCAUGCCUUAAAUUGUUUUUAUGGAUUGCUUGUCAGCCACAGAUUAUGAGUUGGCCUAGAAUUUCUGUUAGAGAAAAUUGAAACUAUUGUAAAGCAUUUAAUCUUUUACAGUAUUUUCUAGUCUAAUGAAACUUUUUCCAGUCAUUCAACUUUAAGUGUAAAUAGAUAUGUUAUUUGGAACGUUAAGAUUCUUUUUCAAGAGAGUUUAUUUUAAAAAAGUUAAUACUGAGGAGUUUUAAAUUAAGCUCGUCUUGAACUUGAAGCCUCAGUUUUAGCAACAAGUUUUCUGCUGGACCUGCUGUGUCACUGUUCAGCUGAUAAAUCAGGGAUUGACAUUUUAAACCCGUUUCAUAGGAUUUGUGAGCAAUUGUGCAAUACUUUUUGGAGGCAUAUUUAAUUUGAUAAUAGCGAUCUUGAAAGAGGGUGGAUCUGGAACUUUUAAAUUCUGAAACAGUACCCCAGAAUACUUUUUGGGUAUUGUCUACUGCAUUUUUAAAAAACUUAUUUCUUAAUAUAUUUAAUUGUAAAAUGGACUUAAACUUGAUUCCUUCUUUGUAUAGCUGUUUUGAGAAUGGUUAAAUUUGUACUAUUUCAUAUGUUUAUACUGAGCAUUAUAAAUGUAAGUUAUUUUUAAAAUAAUUUAAAACUCUUACGUUCAAAGCAAAGUAAUGUGCUAUUAUAAUUAGAAAGGACCAAAAAGACUCUCUUGACCACAAGGGUGAUUAAGUGUUGGAAUAAACUACAAGCAAAGUUGUGUAACCUCCAUUCCUCAAAUACCAUCUUAAAAUUGGAUCACCAAGUUACUGAAGUGCUGUCUUAUUUUCUUAAACUUUAUAAGCAUAUCUGUUAUCGUCCAUAUGUAUUGAUGAGAUAUAGAUUUCAAUCCUAGCUCUGCCACUUACUAGGUAGAUGACCUUGGGUAAGUCACUUACCCUCUCUGUACCUCAGUUUUCUCUGGGUUGUUAUGAGGAUUAAGUGACAUUGACAUGAUUCUACAAAGAAGGAUAAAGUAGGGACAUAGUGUUCCAUUUUCCUUUAAGUCUACUUCAGUAAAUAAUAAAUGUUGUGGACUCAUUGCUGUGGGUGCUUUUAUUUUUAUUACUAUUAUUUUUUAAUCAUUUCUUUUAUUCAGAGGGGGAAUAGUGUGGAAGAGGGUAUUUAUUUUGAAUCUUGAGAGCCCUCUACUUCUAUUUACCUUUCAAAGUUGUUGCUGUUUUGCAUUUAACUCAGUUGUUUGUAACAGUUGCUAUUUUAAACACUUUUGAAUUAAGCAUGUUUUGAGAUGUGUUCUGCCUGGUAUAAUCAUGUGAUGUGCAUGUAACAUAAGGUGUUCCUACUAGUUCUGAGAGCCUUGGUCACUUCUGUUGGAACUGCUUGUGUUUUUAGGUUUCUCUGUUAGUCACGUUUAUAACCUUCAGCAUGUGAGAUGAACUCAGUCUAGUUGUUGUAAAAUAAGAAAGCUACAGCUGUUUUCACAAUCUAAUCACCCAGUAAAAUUUGUCUUGAUUCUUAUUAAAGUUUCUCUUUGCUUAACUUACAAAUGUCAUCAUUAGUCUGUCAUUUCUUCUAUUUUGACCCUUUUUAGCAUGUCUAUCUUCAAUUUAUAGGUUCUGUCUUUAGCUUUAAAAUUUAUAGGGAUAAACAUUCAGAAGUAUUUAAUUCAUUUGUAAUUUUUAAACACAGUUUUAAAAUGUAGUUUUGUUGUUAAGUGUGUACCCUGUUUUUUUCUGUCCCUGGCAUCAGUUCACACCAUAAUAUCAACUCAGAACUUUUCUACUUAACAAAGCUCUGUCAAUAAUAGACUUUUGCUGUUUGAGUUUGAGGAAAAUCAAGCCUGGACUGGAGAAAAAGAAAUAGCAAUUUGGGGAAUAAUUAGUUUACAUUAGCCACCUAGAAGUAAGAUAGAAUUUAUGGAAGAGAAUAUGUGAGAGAACUAGCAAGCCUUUAUGCACUAAAGUGAAGAAAAUAGGCUAAGAACCGGCUUCUUAUCCAGAAAAUUAUUAUUAAUUUAAUUUGGAAAAAUUUGAGUAGCUAGAGCUGGACUGGCCAUUAUGGAGGAGGGGCUGCAGCACUCUCACUGCGUGAAUUGUGUCAGUAGACGGUGUAUGACCAGACCAGAGCCUGGGAUUUCCUGUGACUUGAUAGGUUGUCCAUUGGUUUGUGGAGCAGUUUUCCAUUCUUGUAAAGCUGAUGAGCAUCGACUUUUAUGUCCAUUGGAACGAGUGCCUUGCUUAAAUAGUGACUUUGGAUGUCCAUUUACAAUGGCUCGAAAUAAAGUUGCCGAACAUCUAGAAAUGUGUCCUGCAAGUGUGGUGUGCUGUACUAUGGAGUGGAACCGAUGGCCAGUUAGUUAUGCAGACCGGAAAUCGUAUGAAAAUCUAAGCAGAGAUGUUGAUGAAGUGGCACAAUUAGAUAUGGCCUUGGCCCUUCAAGACCAAAGGAUGCUCUUAGAGUCUCUCAAAGUAGCCACCAUGAUGUCAAAAGCAACUGAUAAAGUAUCAGAACCUAGAGAACAGAUCUCAGUUAAAUCAAGUGUCCCAGAAAUACCACAUACUAAUGGUUUGGUGUCUGUUGAUGAAGACUCUUAUGGUGCACUUUAUCAAGCUACUGUUGAAACAACCAGAAGUUUGGCUGUUGCUUUAGAUAUCCUGAAUACCGCCACAAGAGACGUUGGCAUGUUAAGUACGAGUCUUUGUGCUUCCCCAGAUGAAAUGAAAGAAGAAGAAAAUGCCAGAGAAAGCUUACAGAACAGAAACUUGAAAGACCAGGACCAUCUUUAUGAGGAUGAGAUAGGAGCAGUAGGUGGGAUUGACCAUAAUGACGCAAGUCAGAAUGCCCAGUCUGAACAAAAUGGUUCAAGUGAUUUAUUAUGUGACUUGGAUGCCAGUUCUUAUGGCACUUCUGCUCUUUGUAAUGGCUUUCCUUUGGAAAAUAUAUGUACACAGGUCAUUGAGCAGAAUCAGAAUUUACAUAGUGACUCAAAACAAAGUAACUUAACAAAUAGAGAAUGUGUAGCAUCAGAUGGCCCUUCAGAACCUUCUAGUUCACUUUCAGUAGCAGCACAAGUUAGGGAAGUAAUACCAUCUAAUGCUUUGCCUAAUGGCACAGUUCAGCAUAUCCUCAUGCCAGAUGAUGAUGAAGACUUGUGUUGGAAAAAAGUAGACUUAGGGGACCUAAGGAAUGUGGAUGUCUUAUCUUUCAGCCAUCCUCCUUCAUUCAAAUUUCUUUCUAAUUCAUGUUGGUCUAAACCAAAGGAAGAUAAAGCAGUAGACACAUCAGAUUUGGAAGUUGCAGAAGAUCCAAUGGGUCUCCAAGGAAUAGAUCUAAUCACAGCAGCAUUACUGUUUUGUCUAGGAGAUUCUCCAGGUGGGAGGGGUAUAUCUGAUAGCCGCAUGGUUGAUGUUUAUCACAUCGACUUUGGGACUCAGACUUUUUCACUUCCUUCUGCCAUAUUAGCUACAAAUACAAUGGUUGGGGAAAUAGCUUCAGCUUCAGCUUGUGAUCAUGCCAACCCACAGCUUUCAAAUCCAAGUCCUUUUCAGACACUUGGGCUGGAUUUAGUAUUGGAAUGUGUCGCUAGGUACCAACCCAAGCAGCGUCCAAUGUUUACAUUUGUUUGUGGACAAUUAUUUAGAAGAAAAGAAUUUUCAUCGCAUUUUAAGAACGUGCAUGGUGACAUUCAUGCUGGACUCAAUGGCUGGAUGGAACAGAGGUGCCCUUUAGCAUAUUAUGGUUGUACCUAUUCUCAGCGUAGAUUUUGUCCAUCAACACAAGGAGCAAAGAUUAUACAUGACCGCCAUUUGAGGUCAUUUGGAGUUCAGCCAUCUGUAUCUACAGUGUUAGUGGAGCCUGCUAGAAACUGUGUGUUGGGAUUACAUAGUGACCAUCUAAGUGGUCUUCCUUUUGAAGUCCUGCAGCAUAUUGCAGGCUUUCUUGAUGGCUUCAGUUUAUGCCAGCUCUCGUGUGUAUCCAAGUUAAUGAGGGAUGUGUGUGGCAGUCUUCUUCAGUCUCGUGGAAUGGUCAUACUGCAGUGGGGGAAAAGGAAGUAUCCGGAAGGAAAUUCAUCAUGGCAGAUAAAAGAAAAGGUAUGGCGAUUCAGUACUGCAUUUUGUUCUGUCAAUGAAUGGAAAUUUGCUGACAUCCUAAGCAUGGCUGACCACUUGAAGAAAUGCAGUUACAAUAUUGUAGAGAAACGGGAGGAAGCAAUCCCAUUGCCGUGUAUGUGUGUGACACGAGAACUCACUAAAGAAGGACGUUCACUUCGCUCAGUUUUAAAACCUGUACUUUAAAUACUAUAAUUCCACUUGCACAUACAUGCAAGCACCUAGUAUAAUUUCUUGGUAAUAUGUGACACUUUAUUAAUGUAUUAAAGAUUACAGCUAGCUAAAUUCAUUGUCACUAUGUAUAUAAUGUUUUGAAGUGACCUAUAUUUUUAUAAAGUACUGUUUAGUUGGAAAAAAGUUGCCUUAAUGUUUGAAAUGUGUGAAUUUUUUGGAACUUGCUGGACAGGGUGAUUUAAUUUUUAGCUACAUAAUUUUCAGAAUUAGUAUUUUUAGUGGUGUGCAUAUUUUGGUUCUUACAUUUUUUGUUUCUUAAAUAACAAGAUCCUGACCAAACAAUUUAUUCCUCAUUUUCCGUGGGUUAUAACCUAUGCAUUCAAAAAUCAAAACUUUGAUUCUAAUUUUUACAUCAUAGGCUUUUCAGAUUCAGAAAACAUUCAAUUGCUUAAACACUGCAUAAGACCAUUAUAAAGUUUUUAUUUUCUAGUUCUCCCCUUAUAUAAUUGUUGAUAUGUAGAUGAUCUCUAAUAUAUACAUAAUAUUUAAAAUCAUGAGUAAUGUUGAUAAUGCCAUUUAUCAUGUUUUAAAAAUAGUCCACAAAAAUGUUUUCACCUUACAUAUUUACAACUCUCAUACAGAGAGUUGACCAUAUGCAGCUUUUUUUUGGUUAGAUGCCACAUCCAGAGACUCAUGGCAGUGUGUUUUGUUAUGUGACAGGUUAAAGCAAAAUCAACAAAAGAACCCUGUGAAUUUACUUUAAUUUGAAACUGUAUAUGGUAUUAUAUAUUUGCUAGGUAUUUGAUAUUUGGAGAGAAGAAAAUACAGUUCGCCCUUCAUAUCUGCAGAUUCCAAAUCCAUGGAUUCAACCAAAGGAUGGAAAAUAUUUGAAAAAAAAAUUCCAUGAAAUUUCAAAAAGCAAAACUUGAAUUUGCCACUCAUCUUCGACUAUUUAUAUGGCACUUACAUUAUAUUUACAAUUACUUACAUAGCGUUUAUAUUGCAUUAGGUACUAUAAAUAAUCUAGAGAUGAUUUCCAGUAUAUGGGAAGUAUGCGUAGGUUAUGUGCAAAUACUAUGCCAUUUUAUGUAAGGGACUUGAACAUCUGUGACUUUUGGGACCGUAGCGGGGUCCUGGAACCAAUCUUCUGCAGAUCCUGAGAGAUGACUGUAUACCUCAUCUUAAGUUUGAAUUGAAUUGGGCAUAUUCCGUGAAUAAAUUUCAGAUAUUCAGAAUGCAAAGGGCUUAACUUUUUAUCACAAGUGUUUAAAAUUUUUGCCUUUUGAUGUUUAUAAAAAUCACAAUUAUGUUGUUUUAAGACAUUUUAAAAUGUGACACUUGCUAUCUUUGUAAGAUGACAAUCAUGAAACGCAGAAACCUGUCUUGGUUGACAGUCUCUUUAAAACAUUUGCAGGUUAAUAUUCCAUAGACUUCUCUACCAAAAAAGUAAGAAUUGCAUCUUUGUGUAAAACCAAAAUACAACAGAAAGAUAUUCAAAGACCUAUUCUUGAGGUAUUUUAUUAUAGUUUUCAAAUUGAUUUAUACUGUUAUUAACCUGAUAUGGUCAGUUUAGAAAAAUGAGUAUAUCAGUAUUAAGAAAUAAAUUGCAAAAAUGGAGACUUGUACUUAAAUAAUUUAGGUAACUUGUGGCAUUUGGUAGUCUGAAAUGGUUACAAGUUACUUUGCUAAAAAAACUUCAAAACUAUUUUGUCUUCUCUUCCUACAUUUGUCCCUGAGAAUGCUCUAUUAACUAGGUUCUUGAUUCCCAUGUAUGGCAAUCGGGCAGGGCAGAGCCAUUCCUUGGGCAUUACAAAAGAAUUCUGAAUUGCUUUAAGACUUGUUUUGGUUGGAUCAAGGCCUCAUUACAGUUGAAAAGCACAGCGUUAAAGACUAAUCAAUUGUUUUGCCUCACCUGUCAUUUUAAUUAGAAGAAUAUUUAUUUCUUAGUGCUUAAACCAACUAUUUCAACUGUGAGAUUUGAAUUUACAUAAACAGUCUCUUUCUGUGAAAAAGUCAGAAAUAAGAUACAAAUACUGUAAAAUAUAACUCUGCCUUUUAAAGUUUUGCUGAAGAAUGUGUCUGGUUAGGAUAGCACAAACAUUAACUUUUUGUUUUAUGGUUGUGCUUUUUUAAAAUCCUUGUUUUUUAAGUUUAGACUCCAUGUUUCCACACUGGAUCAUGAGAUAUUUAACAUUUUCUACCUUUUAUUUCUUUUACACGUCUUUGGCUGUUUUCUUUUUUGUUUAUGCCACCAUACUAUUUUGUUAAAAUGUUUUCUUUGUGCAGCAUUUGUUCAAAUUCUAAUAAAAUUAAUAUUUUCCUUUA